Amphibalanus amphitrite is the source of this 4163-nucleotide messenger RNA. RefSeq lists its product as uncharacterized. Gene Ontology annotation, molecular function: zinc ion binding; nucleic acid binding. The coding region runs from base 99 to 1355 and encodes 418 amino acids. The record is from RefSeq and is a predicted model, not a curated record. The transcript has 2 exons. NCBI's taxonomy places the organism in Eukaryota, Metazoa, Arthropoda, Thecostraca, Balanomorpha, Balanidae.
GCCAGGCAGCUGAGGACGAGCUGCAAUGGGAAAGAAUAAAUGACUUCGACGGAGAAGAAGCUGAAAACCAAAGACAUCAGCAAUCGAGUGUGAUCGAGAUGAACGACGAAGGUGCCGCAGCCCCAAUAGACGGUCCAGUAACCGAAUGUUUGACGGCGCAGAAACCGGACCGGCCGACGAGCACCAUGGCUAACCAAAAAGAUCAAACAGAAGAGCACGCACCGAAGGAACGGCAGGUUCAAAAUUUAAAUCCAAGACGGACUGCUUCUGCAACAUCCUGGAUUUCCGAGGUGGCAAACAAACCGCAAGAUAUGACGUCAGCAGGGCAGUACCCACCGGGCGGCCAUCAUCGAAGUGUUCCCCAGAUCAAACUACCAAUGUUUAGCGGGAAGGCAACUGAAUGGCCACAAUGGAUCGGGCUGUUUAAAACGCUUAUACACGACCAGCAGUGUUUGUCCGACGCAGAAAAACUCGCCCAUCUUCAGUCUUCUGUCACGGGGCUGGCCAAGCAGACAGUCGAAGGAAUGCUGUAUGAUGGUGCGCUGUAUCCUGUAGCCUUAGAAACGCUCAUGGAGAGAUUUGGAAAGGAACAGGACAUCGUAAAUGCCAAUCUUUCUGCCGUCUUCUGCACACCACCCAUGAAAGAGCUGGACCCGACGGCGCUGGAAAGAUUCCAUGCUGUCGUCCGCUGCGCGGUCAAAGUUCUUGAAAAUAUGGGGUUCGAAGGUGAUCUCAACAGCACCGAAAACCUUCGUCGGGUCGUGCUGAAACUACCGAACGAGCUGAAAAGAGAAUGGGGGCGUCAAAUCGUGGAAAUGGAGCCAAAACGACCUGGUCUAAGGGACUUCGACAGCUGGCUGAGCCAACAAGUUCGCAUCGUCACGGCCCUCCCAGCCAAGCCCACGGACUACGACAGAACGACUCGCUAUAAGAGUGACCGCUCCAAGAGCCUCCUAAGAACACCUUCAGCUCCAGCAACCUUGACCACGGCACCGAAGGCCAGCAUAAAGAGCGCCAGACCUCCGCACGAGCAGGACGCGCCACACUGUAGCUGCGGAGAGUCACACGAGCUGUCCGUGUGCCCUUCGUUUCUGCAGCUGUCAAAAGGAGAACGAGCAAAGUUUAUCGGUGAAAGUGCUCGCUGCUUUCUGUGCCUGAAACUAGGACAUCGGUCGCGACACUGUCCAUCGGUAGAGACAAGUGCGCAUCCAGCAGAGCGAUCGACCAGCCCUCAGCUUUCUCUGGAGGGACUUGGAGUGUGGCCGACCUCCAGACACAUACGAAAUGAAUGUCGCCAUUUUUGGCGCAAAGUGCUCUCCUGCGAUCGCCUCCUACGCGUUACGAAAGGUGAUUGAAAGUCAAGUAGAAGUCGGACUCAACAAGCACUCAGCAUCUGACAUUGCAAAGCAGUUCUACAUGGACGACUACGUGGCCUCAGCAGAAAGUCCUAAGAGUGCUGCCGACCUACUUCACACCGUCACCAAGCUCGUCUCCACAGGCGGGUUCACCCUGCGAAAAUGGACAAGCAACUCAAGAGAGGUGAUGGAAUCUGUUCAGCCGACCGAUAGGGCUCGUUCCGAAUUGGACGCAUUCACUCCGCUCUCUCCUGAGCGCGUGCUCGGCCUGAUCUGGGACACAGAACAGGACACGAUCGGUCUAAACGUUCCGAAGAAACGAAAUCUCCCAACGACGAAACGGGAAAUUCUGAAGGCAAUAGCAGCGGUAUACGACCCGCUCGGUCUGCUGUCGCCGUUUAUGCUGCAGGCAAAGCUGUUGAUGCAGGGUCUAUGGAGACAGCAGCUUACAUGGGACAGCCAGCUGGACGAACAGGACCUUCACAGGUGGCGAUGCUGGCAAGAGGAAGCCAACAUCCUCUCACAGCAACGGAUCUCUCGCUGUUACACCGCUCUGGAUGGACCAGUGAAGAGGUCAGAGCUGCACGUGUUCAGCGAUGCCUCGGAAGCAGCCUUCGGCGCAGCAGGCUACCUCCGGCAAAUCGACGCGACCGGCGCUAUCCAAUGCGCGCUGGUCAUGAGCCGGACUCGAGUCGCUCCUCUGAAGCAGCUGACCGUGGUCCGUCUGGAGUUGCAGGGAGCUGUCUUAGCUACAAGACUCGCUGAAAGUAUCACGUCAGCACUAUCUAUGUCUAUCGACAGCGUCUACUUCUGGACUGACAGCCAGGUGGUGCUUGGCUACAUACAAAAUGAAAGCAGACGCUUUCAUACGUUUGUCGCCAACCGCGUAGCGGAAAUCAGGGACAAGUCGGACCCCGAACAGUGGCGGCACGUCCCCGGACCGCUAAAUCCAGCCGACGACUGCUCCAGGGGCCUGGAGGCCUCUGCUCUCACGCCGGACAGUCGGUGGUUCCGCGGUCCGAGCUUCUUAUAUGACGAUGAGACAGAAUGGCCGAAGUAUGAGUCACACUCACAUCCGACACAAGAAACCGACCCAGAGGUUAAAGUGGUGGCCUCUGUCAGCGUGCGAGUGAAGAAAGUCGGGCUGCUAGUCGACCCUGCUCGCUUCUCAUCAUGGACGCGGUACAAGCGAGUUGUAGCGUGGUUAUUCCGUUUCGCAUACAAUUAUGCUGCGAAGCAUCGCCCGCAGUACAGCCACUGGUCUGUCACCGGCCGCCUAUCGACAGAGGAGCUGUGUGCCGCUGAGUCUCACAUUCUGAAGAGAAGCCAGCAAGAAAGUUUCACAGAAGAGAUGGACGAUAUCUCUCAAGGAAGGCCAAUAUCCUCCAAGAGCGCCCUGGCACAGCUAGCCCCGGCUCUCGACGAAAAUGGCGUUCUGCGUGUCGGUGGGAGACUAUCAAAGAGUGAUCUGCCGCCAUCGACCAAGCAUCCCAUCAUUCUACCAAGGCUACAUGACGUCACACGCCUCAUCGCCAUUUCGUACCAUCGCAAGGUCAUUCAUGCAGGAGUCGAGCACACGAUGAACGAGCUCCGUCAGAAGUUCUGGCUUCCGAAGGCUCGCUCGACGCUGAGAUCUCUGAUCCACUCCUGCUCCGUUUGCAAGAGGCGACGCGCGCGACCUCAGGCCCCCCUCAUGGCUGGCUUGCCAAGUGCAAGAUUCGACUGCAAGCAUGCCUUCAGCUCUGUUGGCCUCGACUUCUGUGGACCGGUGUACGUGAGGAGUCGCCGCAGUCGUCAAAAACGAUACAUCCUGCUAGUGACGUGUCUGGCUUCAAGGGCAGUCCAUCUAGAGAUGACGUCAUCACUGGACACGGACAGCUUUUUACUCGCUUUCCGCCGAUUCAUCGCCCGGCGAGGUAGGCCUACUCACGUCUUCUCCGAUAACGGCAAGAAUCUGCUGAGGGGUGAAAGAGAAAUUCGUGAGGCCCUGCAGAAGUGGAACAAAGCACACAUCCAUGAUGCCUUGGCCCAACAGGAUAUCACGUGGCACUUCAACCCGCCUGCAGCGCCGCACAUGGGCGGAUCCUGGGAGUCUCUCAUCUCUUCGGUCAAGAGAGCUCUGAAGGUCGUGGUGGGAAACAGCCUGGUGGCUGAAGAGGUGCUGCACACAGUCCUCACCGAGGUCGAGCACAUCCUCAACAGUCGGCCUAUCACCCACGUGAGCUCGGACGCCGGCGACGCCGAAGCUCUGACUCCAAACCACAUCCUUUUGGGACGCAACUGCCCAAGUCUGCCUCCGGGAGUGUUUUCUGACAAAGACCUCUCCAUGAAAAGACGUUGGCGUCACUCGCAACAGAUUGCAGACCAUUUCUGGCGCAGAUGGACCAGAGAAUAUCUGCCCACACUGAUCGGUAGACAGAAGUGGACGAAGGAUACCAGAAACAUUCAGAUCGGUGACGUGGUGCUAGUGGCUGAGAGUAAUGUACCUCGUGGCCGCUGGCCCCUGGCUCGGGUAGCCAAAGUGUUCCCGGGAUCAGAUGGACGAGUGAGGUCAGUCGAACUAAAGACGCCGAGUGGCACAUAUGUCCGACCUGUCGUCCGGUUGUGUGUUCUCGAGGAGUCGGAGUGAGCACGCACGUGACGCAGGGCGUGAGGAAUAUCGGUGUUGUACAUAGGAUCCUGAGAUCGUCUCUGAGGUGCGCGAGUAUAUCGUUAGACUGUGCGCUUGUUAAUGGACAGACGGCCUCCAAAAGGUACUGGAGGUAAAUGUGUCGUGUGUUACCUGACUAUAUCGGGUAUUCGGUUCGA